This is a messenger RNA of Planococcus citri (citrus mealybug), 1871 nucleotides long. RefSeq names its product zinc finger protein ZFP2-like. The record is from RefSeq and is a predicted model, not a curated record. Gene Ontology annotation, molecular function: RNA polymerase II cis-regulatory region sequence-specific DNA binding; DNA-binding transcription factor activity, RNA polymerase II-specific. Gene Ontology annotation, biological process: regulation of DNA-templated transcription. The transcript has 2 exons. Bases 275 to 1357 code for a protein of 360 amino acids. Lineage: Eukaryota; Metazoa; Arthropoda; Insecta; Hemiptera; Pseudococcidae.
UUAUUUUAUUUUAGACAAUUAGUGAAGUGUUUGAUAGGUUUAUAAAAAUUGUAAAGAAAAAUGUUGAUAUUAUCAGCAUUUUUAAAACUAAAUAUGCGAAUAAUUUCACUCGUAAUGUGUCUGCUUUAAAGUGCUAUUUGUAAAAUCCAUUCGUGUUGCUGUUGGUAGCGAUGAAGCAUCACCGCAUCAAAGAUGGUUUACGUUAAUUAAAUUAAUAUUGCCAACGAAUUUCACACUCAAGUUACCACUAUUUAAAGAAAAAUUUGACGGCAAAAUGAAUCAUCUACAGUAUUCCGAUAUCACGAGCCAGGUAGGCUUACAUGAGAAUCAUUUUAAUCCUCAAGCUGAAUCGAUUAGUUCUCGGUUGCACUUUCAAACACACAAUAUCGUCGAUAAAUUGGGUCAUGCUAUUUUACCUCAAGUUAUGAACGAUACCUCGAGAUACCACUUGAAUACAACGUUGCAGAGUUUCGAUUCGAUGAUGAGACAUAACAGUAUCUACAUUAAUGCCAAAGCUGAAUCGUCUGCAGGCGAGAGUUUCAAAGAACAAGCCAGAGCUAGCCUGAGCGACAAGAAGAAUAGUUAUAUAUCGUACAAUAAUCAAUUACUCGACACUACGACGAAACUACUGCACAAGAAUCUAUCCAAACAAGAGAACGAGUAUUUGAAAUUCUCUACUAGUAUUUAUUCGUCGAUUGCGGAUAAAUCUGUGACAUCCAGUAAUACCUCUGCCAGUUUGUAUAAAUCCAAGUUCAUGGUCGAUGUUGGAACUAUGACUGAUCCUUUGACUCCUGAAGAACAAGAGAGGUUGUGCCAAUGGGAAGGUUUUGCUGCUCUGCAGUCUGGAAAUAAAGUUGCUGAGUAUUUGACCAGUUUGAGGGAGUUUCUUAAAAUUGCACCCCCCAGUGAAGGUAGAAAAAGACAAGGCCUAGGAGACGUACGAAUCGUGACAGCUCCCGAUGGCUCAAGAUUCUUUUGCUGUUCCGAAUGCCAUAUGGCCUACCCUGAUAAAUUCGCCCUAGAACAACAUCUCGCCAAUCACAAAGUCGAGAGACGAUUCAUUUGUAUAAUUUGCGGCGCAGGAUUAAAACGUAAAGAACAUCUGGACAGACACCAACUGAGUCACAGUGACGAACGUCCUUACACGUGUGACACGUGUCCGAAAACUUUCAAAAGAAACGAGCAUCUUGCCAGACACUACAUCGUGCAUUCUGGCGAGAAAGGUCAAGUGUGUUCGGAAUGUGGCAAAGCUUUUUAUCGUAGAGAUCAUCUGCAGAAACACGCUCAGGGUCAUAUUGCCAAAAGAUUACGAUUAGCUGUUCAAUCCACUACCUCGAGCUCGAAAGCUAUUUUAUAACGGCUUCAAACAGGGAUGUUAAUCGUAACGAGAAAAAAUAUUGGUUAUGGUUUUGUGAUUGGGGAUUGGGGUUCUCGACUCGAAAAUAUCGGUUACUUUUUGACGGUUACAGUUCAUUCAAAAAAAUUAAUUAUGGUUAUAGUUAUGAUCGAAAAAUAGUGGGUACGAUUAAAAAUAAAGGUUAUGGGGUUUUCCUCAAUUCCUCUAUUGAGCCAAUGCAAAAAUCAUGAUAAACUCCGAAGUAAUGAAAUAUGGGACUGUUGAAAAAUUCUAAAUUAAUAAUUCUGGAUUACCGUUAUGGUUGACAUCCCUGGCUUCAAUCAACGGCCAUUUUUCAUUAUGUUUUUAUUUUACACAUACUUAGAGUACUUUUUUCUUGUAGUUACCUCUUUCUUUAUGUAUUUGAAAAGUUUUUAUCAAAUUUCAAUGUUUAUCUAAUCAGUAGUUUAUAGAUAUUGUUAUAUGUACAGCUGCGUUUUGUUUUUCAGCUUUAAACAUGACAGUUAUUUAAAAA